Molecule: messenger RNA, 3420 nt
Organism: Prorocentrum cordatum
Lineage: Eukaryota; Dinophyceae; Prorocentrales; Prorocentraceae
Source: the annotation of a GenBank genome assembly
CCCGCCGCCCCGCCGCCCCGCGGCGAUGGGCGCCGGGCGCUCGGCGGCCCUGGCGGAGCAGGCGGGCGCCGGCGGGGCGCCGGGGGCGGCGGCCACGGACACCGUGGUGGACGCGGCCGCGGUGGCGGAGCGGCGGGGGAACCUGCCCGUGCAGGGGCGCUACAGCAGCUCCCGGAGGAUAGAGCAGGACUUUGUCAUCGAUUCCAGGGUGGUGGGCUCCGGCAUGAACGGGCCGGUGCAGAUGGCCACGAGCCGGGACCCCGUCACGGGCCGGGGCGGCAACAUCAAGUACGCCGUGAAGAGUUUCAAGAAGAGGGGCAUGAGCGCGAAGAAGCGCGCGGAGCUGCAGAGCGAGGUCGAGAUUUACAUUUGCUUGGACCAUCCCCACGUGGCCCGCCUGGAGAUGGUGUACGAGACUGACGAGGAGCUUCACCUUGUCAUGGAGUUCAUGGCCGGCGGCGAGCUCUACGACCGGCUCUCGGAGAGGAAGCAGUACACCGAGGAGGCGGCGGCCGACACCACUCGGCAGAUGCUGCUGGCGGUGGCAUACCUGCACGCCCAGUCCGUGGUGCACCGCGACCUCAACGCGGCGGCGGAUUUCUUGUAUGAGCGGAAGGACACAGAUCACCUGAAGCUCAUAGACUUUGGCUUUGCGAAGCAUUGGGACCGCGGCACCAGGAUGUCUCAGGCUUGCGGGUCCGUCCACUACGUCGCCCCGGAGGUGCUGAAGCACUCCUACACAGAGAAGGCCGACGUGUGGUCGCUGGGCGUUAUCGUCUACAUGCUCCUCACCGGCAGCCCGCCGUUCCACGGCGGCGACGACGAGGUGCUGAAGAAGAUCAAAUCCGGGCAGCCCCACUUCUCCUCCCGCUUCCGGCGCCUCUCGGAGCCCGCGCGGUCCUUCGUGGAGAACAUGCUGGUGUAUGACCCCGUCAAGCGCAUGAGCGCUCAUGACGCCCUGGGCCACGCCUGGAUGGCGUGCAGGAGCCAGAAGGAGACCGUCAUCGACCCCGACAUCCUCAAAAGCCUGCGGGACUACUCGCACGCGUCCAGCUUCCGGCGCUGCGUCCUGUCCAUGAUGGCUUGGUCUCUCACCCGGGAGGACCGGCUGCACCUGCGGGAUCAGUUUCUCAGGCUGGACACCGAGAACACGGGGACUCUCACGCACGGCCAGAUGAAGGCGGUGCUGCAGGAGACUUUCCACAUAGAGAGCUCCGAGGCCGAGGUGCUCUUCGCCAGCCUCGACACCGACCACGACAACAAGAUCGCGUACAGCGAGUUCCUCGCCGCCGGGAUGACUGGACACGUCAAGAUACAAGAGGACGUCCUGUGGAAGACCUUCCAGCGCUUCGCCAGGGAGACCGGCCAGGACAAGCAGGGGGUCAUCACGGCGGCGUGCCUGCGGGAGGUGCUCGGCCCCUCCUUCGACGGCGCCCGCCUCUCCGACGAGGACAUUGAGGACCUCAUCCGGGAGGCCGACACCACCGGCGACGGCACCGUCGACUACGACGAGUUCUUGGCCUACUUCCACAGGGCGGAGCCCGACGACGAGGCCCCGAUGCCGCCGGACCUCGCCCAGGGCCGGCAGACGGACCAGAUGUGCGCCGUGAUCGAGACGCUCAUCUCCGCCUCGCAGGCGUCGCACGUGAUGAUGGAGGGUGCAGACGGCCAGACCCUCGGGACGCUCUGCAAGGUGGAGAUGGCCGAGGACGGCCUCCGCUUCUUCAGGUACACCUGCGUGCGCUACCUCUGGGACGAGCCCGAGGGCCGCUUCCGCCCCGGCGGCCUGGAGACCUGCUCCGCCGCCGCGGCGCGCGAGAGGUGGCUGGUGGCCAAAGGGCUGUCCGAGCCCGAGUGGAGGCAGCGCGGCAUGGCGGGCCCGAACGCCAUCGAGAUCGACGUGCCCGGCCUUUUGCGGAGCGUGGUGGCCGAGUUCCUGAGCGCCAUCUACAUCUUCCAGUUCAGCUGCAUCUGGGUCUACAUGUUCUACUCCACGUGGAACAUUGCGACGAUCUGGCUAGUCCUUGCCGCCAUCUCAGGGCCCCUGCUGCUCGCGGGCGCCUCCGGCGCCGAGGUCGUCCUGCUGCAGUCGGGGGCCGUGGGCCGCGUGGGCGCAGCGGCGGCGGCCUCGCAGCGGGCCGGUGCGGCCGGCGCCGGCGCCGCCGCUCCGGCGCCGCCGUUCCCGAUCGCGAUCCGGAACGCGCUGCCCUCCAGCACAGCGGCCAACCCAUGCGUGGAGCGUGGGGGGAACUCGCUGAAGAUCUCCACGCCGUCCGGCGAGCAGGUGCUGAUCCCGCCCGGGGCCAGCGCGACCCUCGUCGACGACUGGGCGAGCUCGGGCGGCGUGGGCGUUCAGAUCAACACCUGGUACUGGUCCUUCUCCAGGCCAGCCGUGAGCGCCGUGGUCUCCAGCCCGGGCCCAAAGAACCCCGACAACGCGGGCGUGACCGUCCGGCUCGGCGCAGACUGCGUGGCGGAGGCGCUCGAGGCCCCCCCGCAGUGCUGCGGAGUCAGGACGGACUUCGUGUCCAACGUCACGGUGGGCUGGAACGCGGAGCGCAGGUGCGAGGUGACCGUUGCGGCGAACGAGUGGACGAACGCAGUGACACCUGGCUGUUGCAGCUACGGCGCAGCGGGGUCCGGCUCGGCCUGCUCCGAGGUGCCGACUUUGAGCGCCGGGCUGAGGACGGCCACUGGGCAGGUCUCCUGGCCUCCACGCUGGCUCGCUGUCGCGCCAGGCUGGCCGGGUGCCACGCCGGUCCCAUCCUGGGGGGCCGCGCCACCCCCUUCGCAGGCGACGCACACGCCAGCGCCCGCGCCAGUCCCGACUGCGCCCUGCCACACGGCCGCGCCAGGGGAGGAGUGCCACGGCCAUGUCGCGUGGGCGAAGCAGGAUGGGAUCCGCGUUUCUCCGCAGUGGUAUCCUGGUCUGUCUCCAGAGUCGUCGUUCGAGGACUUCCAGGAGCACCUGUGGAUGCACGGGCUGGGGGAAUGCGAGAGGCCGUGCGAAUCGGCCAGGGCAAGUCCGACACCUGCACCAACGCCACCGGCGCUUUGCCACACGGCCGCGCCAGGGGAGGAGUUGCUACGGCCAUGUCGCGUGGGCGAAGCAGGAUGGGAUCCGUGACGACCCCGAGUGGUAUCCCAACUUAUCUCCCGAGUCGUCGUUCGAGGAUUUCCAAGAACAUCUGUGGACCAAUGGGCUCCACGAGUGUCCGAGGCCCUGCGUGGCAUAAUUAACUCCUGUUUUCUUUUUUGAAGCCCGGCUCGCUGGGGCCGGGAGCUGCUCCGAUGUCUUGUACAGGCCUGCCGCGUCGCGGCGCAGCUGGGAGGGGAUGCCCCGCACCUCUGGGUCGGCCCCCCUCCCUCCCGAAGGAGAGUGCCCAUCUUGGGGCGACGAGAUCUAUACACGUUACACAC